This is a messenger RNA of Paramacrobiotus metropolitanus, 3501 nucleotides long. RefSeq names its product retinoblastoma-like protein 2. Gene Ontology annotation, molecular function: RNA polymerase II transcription regulatory region sequence-specific DNA binding. Gene Ontology annotation, biological process: regulation of transcription by RNA polymerase II; cell differentiation; negative regulation of G1/S transition of mitotic cell cycle. The transcript has 17 exons. Lineage: Eukaryota; Metazoa; Tardigrada; Eutardigrada; Parachela; Macrobiotidae. The record is from RefSeq and is a predicted model, not a curated record. Gene Ontology annotation, cellular component: transcription regulator complex; chromatin; nucleus. The coding region runs from base 174 to 3146 and encodes 990 amino acids.
GGUACUUAAUUUAUUAAUACUGUAACAGUGUAACUCAAUAUCUUUGCAUUUUGACUUUCUUUUGACAUUUUCGUUUUGUGAGAAUAACUUAUUAAUUUGCAAUUUUUAUCGUUUUAAUUGUUGACACAUACUGUUUGCUGUCUCCGCUAUUUUAUCGACUUUUUUGUAACACAAUGGCUCCACGCGGGCGUGAGAAGACACCAGACUCGUUGAACGAGCCUAAAACGAGAUUUUUGGCAAUUUUGAAGGAAGCCAGUGUUGACCAACGGAUUGGACAGCAGGUUUUCGCGAAGCUUAAACAACUUCAGCAAGAGAACGCUCCUCUGGAGGGUGAUGCGAUGGAUUGGUUAAUACCCGGAGCCUACGCUUUCGCCAUCUCCAGCAAAGCUCCGAAUUUUGAACACAAAGUGGUCCUCAUUAAGCUUUUAAAAGCGACCAACAUGAACGUUACGAAUUUCUACGCGAGAGUGCGCAAAUGGACGGAGAUGGCUGCGCUGAAUCCCGUUGUGCGCGACGUCAUUUCGCAAUCGGAACGAUAUUUCCAAAUCUCCCGGACGGUUUACGAGCGCUAUGAUCAAAUCUUCUUGGAUAUUUUUCGCGAUCCCCUCGAUCCCGAACCGAUUAAAACACCCGUGGCGGAAAAACUAAUUACUCUGCGACGCAAGCAGAAAGUUGUCGCGGGUCCGAAAAUAGUUCAGCCGAUUGACGUCUAUGUUUUCACUUGGGAUUUUUUCGUUUAUAUUCGUCGUUUGGUUCCUGCUGCGCGGGAUGAUCUUUUGGCCACUUAUCAUCUGUUUCUCUGUGUGAUUGAUUGUAUUCGCACCAAUGUCGUGAGCCUUAAAAGACCGGAACUUCUCAAUUUAAACUCCGAAGCUUUGCCUAAAGAAGCUGAAGAAAAUGACGGGAACGAGCGCAAAUUCUCUUUACUACCGUACUUGUGCAGUCAUUACGAUGGAGUAUGUAAGGAUUGUCUGGGAUUCUACGUGAACGGUUUCGUUCCGGCAAUGGAGGCAAUGGUCAAGGAAAAAGCAGUAUUCUGUGAUCCAGUGGAAUUCACAGGAUUGCUGGUUCCGGAAAAUUACGAUAAAAACUUGAAUAGCAUAAGCUCUUCAUACGACUAUUCGAUCCGAGUGGGCAGUGCUGUGGAUGAGCGCGUCUUGUUGGUAUCGAGGGAUGUUGCCAAUCCUGAAGCCGGUGGUGAUCCGUCGAAUAUUACGGAUGUUACUGACAUUUUAAAACAUCGCCGCGAUCUGCAGUCUGAUCAUAAGAGGAAACUAGACAGUACGGACUUUAAGACGCCACCACCGGUGAUGCCGCUGCCUUCGGUCAUCUCGUCAUCGGCGCCUUUGACGCCGGCGUCGUCGUGCAGUGCUCUGGAACGACGCGAAGCUGAAGAGUCCAAAAAGACACCGGCUCUGACCUCCGCUGUCGAUCUCGUGAACAAACUCAACAGUCUGUGUACAGGCUGUUUGCCCGCUCCGAGCACAAAUCUCGUCAACAUUUUGUCACAAUUCUGUGACAACGACAUCUCGAACGAUCUUGUUAAACAAGCGGACCUGUACCGCGAGAAGCUCGUAUCAUCUUAUAACGAACAAGAGGAUGAAACUGGCGUUUCCGAAAACUUGGCCAGGAAUCGGUUCAACUUAGCGCAAGUUUGGCACUUCAAAAUUUUGGAGGAUGUUUUCAUCUUUGAGAGAAGCCGGCCGGUAUCGAAUCCGGAUAAACUAAGGAAACUUGCCGAAAAUGAGAUCUUGCAAAAGGGUGUUUUCGUUUUUGCGACGGAAAUUGUCCUUUAUGCGCACAAUUGUUCUAAGAUGUUUCCGUGGCCUUUGGAUGUUUUGGAGUUAGCUCCAUUUGACUUUGUUAAAAUCAUUGAGUUGGUUGUUCGCUUGGAGGCCCUCCCCCGUACUCUCGUGAAGCAUUUCGGAUCCGUUGAGGAAAGCAUUCUAGAGCAGUAUGUGUGGGCAUCGAAUUCACCAUUAUGGGCGGAAAUUCAGUCCGAAAAAGUACUCCCUGCGCAAGAUGUGUGCUGGCCACACGCACUGGAGGAAACACCCACUAGUCCUGUUUCAGAGCCCUUCUUUUCUCCUGGUGGAAUUGGUCGAAAAAAAGAAAUUAAGCUGUUGGCCUCACCCGGUCCUGGGCAAGCACCGAUUGCCAUAUGUUCUGCCAACGGAACGGAGCCACAGAUUUUCGUUUCUCCCGGCAGCCCUACCACAGCAUCAAAACCAAAAAUCAGUUCGAUAAACCUCUUUUUUCGAAAAAUAUACAUUUUAGCCGGGGCGCGUUUGCGAGACCUCUGCGAUAAGCUGGGAUUUGAUUCUCUUGUGGAAAAAGAUCACCACAUGUUUCAGAGGAUGUUCACAUUGUUUGAGUUUUGUUUGACGGAACACAUCACUUUAUUGCGCGAUCGACACCUGGAUCAAAUUCUCAUGUGCUGUGCGUACGUUGUUGCAAAGCUUGAAUCGGCGAAUGCCUUGGACCGCUCGUUUCACCAGAUUAUGAAUGCUUAUCGAGCGCAACCGCAGGCCGAAAGCCGGGUAUAUCGGAAUGUACUUAUCGAUCCCGAUGAAGAAAAGAAGCCUGAUUUUCGGACUCGCAGUCAGCAUUCUAGUAGCUCGACUGCUUCCGAUCCCGAAGAAGGAAGCAAUCGGGGUGACAUCAUCAAGUUCUACAAUAAAGUUUUCGUGCGCUCCACGCAAGGAUUUAUUGCUAAAUUCUCACCCCGCAAGAAAAUGGGAACUCCCGGUAUCGCUCUUAGUCCGGUACCGAAAAUUAGUUCAAAUACUGCCCGCCGGCAGAUACAUCCUGCUACAAAUGUCUACGUAUCCCCGCUAAAACGAGAGACUGAGUAUUUUACACCGGCUAACCCUGGAGGAAAAGUUCUUACGUUUACAUUUGGAGUCUCGGGACAGAAGGAUGCAUUCAGUAUUCCUAAUUUGGAUAGCCCCGCCAAAUUAAAGAAACCCGACAAUGGCACACUUAGUCCCUCUCCACCAAAGAAACUUCGAAGGACAAGUAGCUUAUCCCCAAAAAUACCUUCGCCGUACAUGAAAACGCCGGAUGGAUUGGGAAUCCGCAUUAAUUUCCCCGUGACUUUUUCGGCAACGAAUCCAGCGGAAGGGAUACCACCAGCUUUGCCAUGAGGCUAAUAGUACAUAUUCGGAUUUCUUCGACAUGAUGUCGAAGACGUUUAAAAUUUUAUGAGAUCCGUAAAGAUUUUUAUCGUUUUGUAAGUCUUUUUAUCUGUAGCGGUUGCGUUUUGUGUUAAUGUGCAACAUGGUUGACUAUGGUUUUGCGCGUAAUAUUUCUCUAUUCAGAAUUCGGUAUUCUUUUUCGUCCUUGUUGGGAUAACGCUUAGGUUAUGGGCACGCAGUGGGCUUUUCAUAUUUUUUUACGAAUUUAGCUGUUUCUAGUGUUUCAGUUGGAAAUGCUGGUGUCAUACUCAUGAGUGCGGUGCAAUUUGUCAAAAAAUGGUAUUUCGUUAACAGCAAACAGACA